GCAUGUUUCAAGAAGGCCAGACAGGCAAGGAUGGCGUGAACUGGAUGCAUGCCGUCAGGACACGCACCUCGCGACCCCGCUUGGCUCGUGCACGGUAUCCCCUCAUCCCGCAUGGCAUGGCAGAGUGGAGCCCCGGAUUGGCCAACGUCUUGGAACUCUCUCUCUCUCUCUCCCACAGAUGGAUGGAUUUAAUGUGAAUGAGGGAGACUGAGUGGCACGAGACGUCGUGCCUUCUUGGGGCCUUCACAGCAUGGACGGUGUGGAU
Colletotrichum navitas is the source of this 265-nucleotide messenger RNA. RefSeq lists its product as uncharacterized. The annotation marks the transcript as partial. NCBI's taxonomy places the organism in Eukaryota, Fungi, Ascomycota, Sordariomycetes, Glomerellales, Glomerellaceae. The transcript has a single exon. The record is from RefSeq and is a predicted model, not a curated record.